CCCAAGCGAACUGGGGAUUGUGAAGAGGUGUGUGGGGGGUGUUGAGAUACGCGCCACGCACACGCGCGCCUGCCCCGUCUGAUCACUGCCUGCUGCGCUAAUUGGGUCGUUGAUUGAUCGAUCGAUCCGCCCGUGGCGAGGCAGGGGGGUUGGCGGAUUGAUCGGCGCGGACAGGCGAUGGAGGGCGCCGCCGAGGAGAGGCUCUGCGCCGAGUUCAGGAGCAUCACGGGCGCCGACCGCGGCCUCGCCAAGCAAUACCUGGGCCGGGCCGCCUGGGACCUGCAGCACGCCCUGAACACCUACUUUGAGGGGGACACUGACCCGGGCAGCUCGGUGGCUUCCGCGAUGCAGCCGCCCCCCGUGGAGGUGCUGGACGUGAGCUCCGACCUGGAGGUCAUCGAGGAGAACUCGCUGCCCCCCAACCUGCACAGUGCUAGCGGCGGGGACGAGGGGUCUCUGUCGCUGCUCUGCUGGAACCUGGACGGGCUCAUGGAGGAGCAGAUCCAGCUUCGAGCUCGUGGGGCCUGCAACAUCAUCGCAUUACACUCUCCCGACGUGGUUUAUCUGCAAGAGCUGGUGCCUCCCUACCUCGGCUACCUGCAGCAGCGAGCCACCAGCUACCACAUCAUCCCCGCUGAUGAGCAGGGCUACUUCACUGCCGUGAUGCUGAAGAAGUCUCGCGUGCGGCUCAUCUCCCACGAGGUCAUCCCCUUUCCUACCUCCGUCAUGGGGCGCAACCUACUGGCGGUCAGGGCGGAGGUGUCGGGGGUGCCGCUGUACCUGCUGACGUCGCAUCUGGAGAGCACCGUCUCGCACACCAAGGAGCGCGUGCGCCAGCUUCAGCAGGUGCUGCAGAGGAUUGCGCUCGCGCCUAGCAACGCCACCACCAUCUUCGGGGGCGACACCAACCUGAGGGACAAGGAGGUGUCUCAGAUCGGGGGGUUGCCCCCCGGCGUGGGUGACGUGUGGGAGCUGCUGGGCCGCCCCGAGGAGACGCGCUACACUUGGGACACCACCCUCAACGACAACCUCAAGCUGGGGGGCGCUCGCUCCUCCCGCCUGCGCUUCGACCGCCUCUUCUACCAGCAGCCGCUCACCGCUCGCUCGCCCGGACCUUCCAGCCCACCCGGUGGCGGCGGCGGCGUGGACGCCACGGUCGUGCCGCGCUCGCUGCGCCUUGUGGGGACCGAGCGUCUGGCGUGUGGGAAGUUCCCCAGCGACCACUGGGGGUUGCUGGCACACUUUGACCUGGUGCUGUAGGCGGUGGCGUGUCCGUUUAAGGCAGGCCCCCUUGACGCGCCACCGUGCAGGCGAGUGGCGGGCCCCGCGCGUGCAUGCAUGUGCGCGAGAAUGUUUCAUCUCCCCCGUGGUGUGUCGAUGCGUUCCGUGUGUUCACCGCUUUGGUCACGACGUCACGAUCGCGACGGGAAUGGCGCAGCACGCUUCCCGGGUCCCACGGGGACCCGGCCACGGUUUUCUUGUUUCAGUAGCUGAACCACCAUUGCCCUCCCCGCACAAGGCCUCCGCAUGACACGUGUUGGCUGAAAGGGUCGUAGGCUGGCGUUAAGACCGUCGUUGUCUUUGAAAUGUAACCUGCAUUAGGUAAGGUACUUCAUGUUUCCGAGUUCUGUACAUUCCUUAGGCGAGGAACAUGACUUUAAAAUACACGCCCACCCUGGCUGUAGAGCGAGGGUAUUAGUACAGUACACACGCGAAGGGUUUUAAAGUGGACAAUCUUUUUGUUUUAGCCGAUGCACAGGAGAACGUGACGUCAACAACGGAAAGAGUUGAGGAUUGGAGACCAGCUGCGAAUUUAUUUUUUCGCCUGAAGGUGGGGAGAUUUUGGUGAGGUGAGGGUAUGUAUGUGUCAUGAGCGACUUCCGCGGCACGCCGAGUAGAGGGUACUCUUCUUUAUUUCACAUACGGGCACAACACAGGCCAACCUUCUCUUCUUGUAUUUCCGAGUACACACUUAGAUGUUAGCGUCCUUACAGACUACGCACACGGUCGAUCAUCCGGCGUGGUUCCAUCCGUUCACUUCCGGCCUCGCCGCUGACUGAUGGCGUGCCGGUAAUGGCGGUGGAACUCCGCAGGAGAUCCGCCACUUGGCUGAACGAUGGAGAAAGAUGACGGCGAGCAGCGACGCAGUCCGGACCCAAGACUCCACACACCGACCGAGUCCUCCACUUAUAUUGCCGCAGGCCCGGCUAGCCUCCGCCUCUGGAACCUUCCAGCGGGUUCCCGGAGUAUCUCGGCUAGCCCCACCCCUUACCUUUGGCCCAGAUAUCUCUCCCUUUAGGAUUGGAUGAUGUUUUAGUGGUGCCCGUACCCGUGCUUCCCUUUUCCCACCAGCAGGUGUCAUCAUAUCAUUACAUCUGUAUGUUGAACUUAUUUCGCACUGUGCGUAGCCAACCGUGCUAAGGACAACAAACUAAACACAACAGUUCUCAAGAAAUUAGUUCUAAAUCUACAUUUAAAAGUGCAUAGCUCCAGUGGCUUCCUAAUAUCGGAAGGAAGAGCAUUCCAGACGGCCGCAGAAACGCUUCUGAAAGCGCGCCAUGCGGUGACCAUCUUGGUUCGAUAGCUCGGCAAAAGCCGCUGCAAGAAUGACCGGAGUAGAGUGUGGCGAUGAACGUUGGAAGUCGUGAAGGCACCAAGGAGCCUUCCAGUAUUGAGGAUUUGAAGUGAUUUAGAGAGCGAGGAGCAGAAGGAUUGACAGCUGAGGGGCACAGGGAGAAAAAUGUUAACACCACGUAAAUAUUGUAACAAGUUUGAGCACUUUGUGAAGGAGAGGGCGAGCGUUGAGGUUUCUCCGUGGUUUAGUCUCAACCUGCCAUGGGGUAUUUGUUCGAGUUUCAUGUUUUUUCUUUGAAAUCCAAAUAAAAAACGGUUCUGUUUGUA
Messenger RNA from Lethenteron reissneri (Far Eastern brook lamprey), 2901 nucleotides. Its product is annotated as tyrosyl-DNA phosphodiesterase 2-like. The record is from RefSeq and is a predicted model, not a curated record. NCBI's taxonomy places the organism in Eukaryota, Metazoa, Chordata, Hyperoartia, Petromyzontiformes, Petromyzontidae. Gene Ontology annotation, cellular component: PML body; cytoplasm. Gene Ontology annotation, molecular function: protein binding; single-stranded DNA binding; 5'-tyrosyl-DNA phosphodiesterase activity. Gene Ontology annotation, biological process: double-strand break repair.